AUGUCAGACAGCUUCCGGCCAGAACUCCGCCGCAACCUCACCUCACCUUUCCCGCCAGAAUCCAUGACCACUCGCCUCGCAUCCCUCCGCUCCGCCAAAUCCGUCAUCAUGUCUACCGUCGCAGCGGAGUGCACCCAUCUUCGCCCGCGGCGAUUCGCCCCGCUCGAUGCCGGGAAGGCGUCGGAUGCGCCGGUGCUGAAGGGCAUAGUGUUUGAUGUGGAUGGGACUUUGUGCCUGCCACAGCACCAUAUGUUCGCCGAAAUGAGAGCUGCACUGGGAAUCGACAAAUCGGUCGACAUUCUCCACCACAUCCGCGACCUUCCCACGCCCGAGGACCGCGCCGCAGCGGUCACCAAGGUCCAAGCCGUCGAACGGCGCGCCAUGCUCGAGCAGCAGCCGCAGCCGGGCCUCAGCAAACUAAUGGAAUAUCUCCAAUCCCGCGGGCUGCGGCGAGCACUCUGCACGCGCAACUUUGAGGCCCCGGUCCACUAUCUCAUCCAGAACCAUCUUCCCAGUCACAUUUUCCUUCCCAUCAUCACCCGCGAUACCCCCAACCUGCUUCCCAAACCGGAUUCGGCAGGCAUUCUGCAUAUUGCGCGGGAAUGGGGGUUGACGAAUCGGGCGGAGAACUUGAUUAUGGUCGGUGAUAGCAUUGAUGAUAUGACCUCUGGUCAUACUGCCGGCGCGGCAACGGUGUUGCUGCUGAAUGAGCGGAACGGUCAUCUCCGCGAACAUGCCCAUACAGAUUUGUGCAUCACUCGUCUGGAUGAGCUGGUCGAUAUCCUGGAGCAAGGAUUCGUCGGCCGGGAGCAAAAUGAUGUGCACGAGUAG
This is a messenger RNA of Penicillium canariense, 831 nucleotides long. Its product is annotated as putative haloacid dehalogenase-like hydrolase. The transcript has 5 exons. Lineage: Eukaryota; Fungi; Ascomycota; Eurotiomycetes; Eurotiales; Aspergillaceae. Bases 1 to 831 code for a protein of 276 amino acids. The record is from RefSeq and is a predicted model, not a curated record.